AUGUCCAUGUUCUCUGACUCAUGCAUGCAUGCAGUGGUUUAUCUGACAGAAUACGUUUCCAAAGAAGGCACCCACAAAAUUACACUCGCGUGCAAAAUCAUAGAAACGUCUAAAGCACCGAAGGACUUUGUUGUAAAAUUUCUACCUCGCGAAAUCGACGUGUUGAUACGGUUGAACCAUCCCCACGUUAUACACGUGCACAGUAUCUUUCAGCGCAAAACGAAAUACUACAUUUUUAUGAGAUACACAGAAAAUGGGGAUCUUUUGGGGUACAUAUUGAAGAACGGUUGCGUUUCCGAGAACCAGUCGCGGGUUUGGUUCCGUCAACUAGCAUUGGGGCUGCAAUACCUCCACGAGUUGGAGAUAACUCAUCGCGACAUUAAAUGUGAAAACGUACUGUUAACAGCGAACUUUAACGUGAAGCUUUCAGACUUUGGAUUCUCGAGGUCCUGCAUCGACGAUGACGAUCAGCCCAUACUGAGUGAGACUUACUGUGGUUCUAUGUCCUACGCGGCACCCGAAAUUUUGAGAGGGAAGCCAUACCUACCGAAACCCACAGAUCUGUGGUCGUUGGGAGUCGUGUUAUUUGUUAUGCUUAAUAAAUCUAUGCCCUUUGAUGAUACACGAAUGCGAAAGCUGUAUGAACAGCAAAUGGGCAAGAAGUAUCGGUUUAGAUCACGAGUAGCGAGUUUGAUAUCGUUAGAGUGCAAAUCUGUCGUGAAACACUUGUUAGAACCAGACCCGGGCUUGCGUCACUCGGCAGUGCAGGUGCUCGGCUCCGAUUGGAUUGCUAUGGACAGUAGGCUUACAACAUUAAACGCUGUUGAAGCAGCUGCAUUGCAACGAGCGAAAGAGGAGCGACGAAAAUUGUCCGAUUCUCAUCGCUACCCUCCUAAACGGCAAGGUGAUAUUUUGAGCAGAGAUACUAGAGAAUCUUAUCGGGUACAUAUUGAAGAAGAUUUAAAGUUAUCUGGAUCUGAACAGUUAACACUAGCUACCAGAGGCUAUAAAAUGAUAAAAAAGAUUAACGAGGGCUCCUACGCUAAAGUGUAUCUAGCGGAAUACAGAAAUCCGAAUAAAAACGAUCGACUAUCAGUACUCGCUUGCAAAGUAAUAGAUACAAAUACGGCUCCAAAAGAUUUUGUUAAGAAAUUUCUUCCAAGAGAAAUAGAAAUGCUAAUCAAAUUAAAUCAUCCGCACUUAGUGCACACGCAUAGUAUAUUUCAACGACGUUACAAAUACUUUAUAUUUAUGCGGUAUAUGGAACAUGGAGAUCUUUUAGAGUAUGUUUUGCAAAAGGGAGCCGUACAGGAAGACCAGGCGAGAAUAUGGACGAGGCAACUCGCCCUGGCUAUCCAGUAUAUGCACGAAUUGGAGAUAGCGCAUCGCGACAUCAAAUGUGAAAAUGUCCUCCUCACAGCCAACCAGAAUGCCAAGCUAUCCGACUUUGGUUUCGCUCGAAUGUGUGUCGACAAGAAGUUUAAAGAUAUUCCUAGUGAAACGUUUUGCGGUUCCCUUUCGUACACCGCCCCCGAAAUAUUACAAGGCUCGCCGUAUUAUCCUAAACCCACUGACGUUUGGUCCUUGGGAAUCGUCCUAUAUGUUAUGCUAAAUAGAGCCAUGCCUUUCGAAGAAAAACACAUCAAGCAGUUAUACCAAGCUCAAAUAAAUCGAAAUUGGAGAUUCCGCUCUCGCUAUAACGAAACUUUAUCUGAACACUGCAAACGUUUGGUUCAUUUGAUGUUAGACCCUAAUUGUAAAAAUAGAAUUAAAGUUGAUAGUAUAAUUAAUGGUGAAUGGAUUGCAAUGGACGCGAGAUUACUUGAAUGGAAUGCACAAGAGACGUUGGCAUUCAAAAAGGCUCGAGAAGAAAGAGUUAUAAGUAUGCAAAAAGUUGAGGUGACUGAUCCAGUUGGUAAGCCUGAAAAAGAGUCUUGCCUGCCAGACCAGUCAAUAGUAAAGGCUACAUAUGAUAUCGAUGGUUCUACUUCUUCGUGGUAA
This is a messenger RNA of Leptosia nina, 2001 nucleotides long. The record is from the annotation of a GenBank genome assembly. Lineage: Eukaryota; Metazoa; Arthropoda; Insecta; Lepidoptera; Pieridae.